AAUCGAUAUCGCAAUCUAUUCUCCCCAAACUUCUGAAUUCUUUUGACUUUCGAUUACAAACAAACUCCUCAUCUUGCAAGCGUUGGUUGGAGGUCAUCUUCUUCUCAGUAAAUUCGAUUCAAUCCCAAAGAUCUUAGAAGCCUUGUUUUCAUUGAUUUUCUCGAUUUGCUCAAUCACAGCCGACUCAUUCUACUGGAUCGAUCGAUCGUCGAACCACACCAUCUUUUACAAUUCAACCAUUGAAUUCAAUCGCUUGCCAGUUGCUUUGCUUGACCCUGUUUGUUUGACUCCGUUCUACGAUUCGGGGUCUCGCGUUCUGCUGGGAAGUUUUUGCAUUUUUGGUUUGAUUAGUUUUGUUAGUUGUUACUUCAUCAAUCGACCUUGUGGUCGUUUGUUUGACUCCGUAGUACAAUUCAGGGUCCCCAAUACAUCACACUUGAUCACAACCAACUCAAUCGACUUGAUUGAUCGAUACCAAGUCGAACCACACCAUCUUUUACAAUUCAACCAUUGAAUUCAAUCGCUUGCCAGUUGCUUUGCUUGACCCUGUUUGUUUGACUCCGUUCUACGAUUCGGGGUCUCGCGUUCUGCUGGGAAGUUUUUGCAUUUUUGGUUUGAUUAGUUUUGUUAGUUGUUACUUCAUCAAUCGGGUCCCGAGUUCUGGUUUCAUUCGUUGUGUUAGUUGUUGCUUUAUCAAUCGAUCUUGUGGUUGUUUUUUUUUACUCCGUUCAACAAUUCAGGGUCCCGCGUUCUGGUUUAAUUGAUUGGGUUAGUUGUUACUUUAUCAGUGGAUCUUGUGCUCGUCCCUCGUGUAGCUUUUUUUACUUUUGGACUCAGUAUAUUGGAAUCACUUUCUAGAAUGGGUCGUGGAAGAGCUGAAAAGGCAAAAAAAGCAGCCGGUAUUAAAGUACCAAAUCGGAAAUCUAAAACUUCAAAAUGCUAUAUUGAAGGGAAGGCUAGAUAUAGAAAAACUGUACAUAUUGGACGUCCUCUCCCUCGUAAACACGCCAAUAGAACCGCUCUCAAAGCUAAACUUGCUAGAGAGCUAGGGCUUCCUUCCGACACUGUUUUUAUUUUCAGGUAUAGCUUGAAUGAUUGACCAGACCUUGGACCGUAUGAACCAAUCCACAUCAAAGAAGGAACUGUGGUUGUUGUGGAUAAGAAGACCCUAGAUGUAGUAUUAAUUGUCCGAUGUAAUCCAUUUGCUGAGAUGGAGGAUGAGCUGAAAGAGAAGUUUGCUCACUCGAUAUCAACCACUUACCU
Messenger RNA from Melampsora larici-populina 98AG31, 1263 nucleotides. RefSeq lists its product as uncharacterized. The record is from RefSeq and is a predicted model, not a curated record. Lineage: Eukaryota; Fungi; Basidiomycota; Pucciniomycetes; Pucciniales; Melampsoraceae. Bases 860 to 1099 code for a protein of 79 amino acids. The transcript is spliced from 8 exons.